AUGAGCGUGGGCGUGGUGUUCGUGGCCCGCCCCUCCGCCCACGUCUCCGUCUACAACUUCCUCUUUUCCUUCGCAGGGGCGUUCGCGCAGCAAGGAUCUGAAGUAGUGCCCCCUUGCCCCCGAGGACGUACCGCUUUCUUCACGCUGUGGAUCGGCUCCGUCCUCGUCUACACUUCGUACACAGCGCGACUGACCUCCCAGCUGGCCGUGGUUUACACCCAGGAACCCUUCUCCUCCCUCACUGAGGCCCUCACCACGGCGGGGUUCCUGGUGGCGGCGCAGAAGGGCACGGCUUACAUCACGGCCAUGGAGAGCGCUCGGGACGAAGGGUUAAAACUGCUUUACGAAACCCUUCAGUCAAACCCGUCACUGUUGGUCCAAAACAACACAGAGGCGCUGGAACUCCUGCAGAAGUCGAAGAGGAAAAUCGCCUUCUUCCAGGAUGUAAACAGCGUCAACUACAACGUCAAGGGCGAUUGUGGAUACACGUGGUAUGGCGAGGAUUAUUUUCCCGAAUACGUCUAUCUUGGAUAUCGGAAGAAUCUGUCCUUCGCCAACGCUUUCUCUUAUUUCAUCAUCAAGGCCUCAGACACGGGCAUCACCCCAAAGCUCAUCAAGAAAUGGUGGGGAUCGAGCUCGAGCUGCGCCUCCACCUCCCCCUUCCAGGACCUCGGCUUCUCCAAGACCGUCUCAGCCUUCGUGCUCCUCGCCCUCGGCAUCCUCUCGGGCUUCCUCUUCCUUCUGGCGGAGUUGUCCCUCCAUUGGCUGCGCCCCAGGAGGAGAAGGUCCUUGAAGAAUGCGGAAAGGCUGGCGGCCUCCAUGGCUCUCGGGUCGGCGCCCAGGAGAAAGAAAACGGGAACCAGGGGAGACUCGCACAGAUUCGCGUACGAGCCUCAUUUGAGACAUUUGUGA
Penaeus monodon (black tiger shrimp) is the source of this 912-nucleotide messenger RNA. RefSeq names its product glutamate receptor 4-like. Gene Ontology annotation, cellular component: membrane. NCBI's taxonomy places the organism in Eukaryota, Metazoa, Arthropoda, Malacostraca, Decapoda, Penaeidae. The transcript is spliced from 5 exons. Bases 1 to 912 code for a protein of 303 amino acids. Gene Ontology annotation, molecular function: ligand-gated monoatomic ion channel activity. The record is from RefSeq and is a predicted model, not a curated record.